CUCCGUCCCCCAUGAUCACCUCUGUCACCCCGACCUUUGACCCCGACACCUCUCUCAGCCUGGAGGCGGAGCUUCAGAACCAGGUGGAUGGGGGCUCCUCACCUGGCCUGGGCCCCAGCAAAAGCAGCCUCGCUGGGGGAGGAUCUUACCUCGGAAGGGACCCCCAUAGGUCAAAUAAACCCCCCCCCCUUCACACUGGAGCUGAUUGGAAGGUCGUCCUCCACCUGCCGGAGAUCGAGAAGUGGCUGAGAGCGACGAGCGACCGAGUCACACAGCUCACACACUCUGUGAGCCAGGACCGAGACAACAGACACGUGGACGUCCACCUGGUGCAGCUCAAGGACAUCUGUGAGGACAUCUCGGACCAUGUGGAGCAGAUUCACGCCCUGCUGGAGACCGAGUUCUCCCUGAAGCUCCUGUCCUACUCUGUCAACAUCAUCGUAGACAUCAGGACGGUGCAGCUGCUCUGGCACCAGCUCAGAGUCUCGGUUCUGGUUCUGAAGGAGCGUCUGCUUCAGGGCCUGCAGGACUCCAACGGAAACUUCACCAGACAGACAGACAUCCUGCAGGCCUUCAGUCAGGAUCAGGACCAGACUCGCCUGGACGCUCUGACGGAGGAGGAUGAUUUCGGUCAGCUGACCAUCCGCUGCAGCCAGGACUAUUUCUCUCUAGACUGCGGCAUCACGGCCUUCGAGUUGAGCGACUACAGCCCCGGAGACGAGUCUGAGGCUCGAGAAGCUGAGGUGGAAGGAGAGGACGUCGCUCAGGAGCCCGAAACAACUCAAGUCCCACAUCCAGAACCAGAGGAAGAACCAGAACCAAAGGGGGAAGACGUCGCUCAGAAACCCGAAAAAACUCCAAACCCACAUCCAGAUCCAGAACUAGAACCAGAGGAAAGUCUCCACAGUCUCUCAAACCACAAAUUCCACAACAGUAUACCAGAACUCCCAAACCCCGCCGACUCAACAAACCACAACCUGUCUGUAUUACCCACAAUGCAAUGCAAUGAGAGUGCAAAGCGCCACAACAGCACUGAAGUGUCACCAACACAGCCGUCACGCCCCAAAAGAGCCGCUGUGUUCUCGAACGGAGGGGGAGAGGGAUCCAGGGGAGGAACGGGGAACGAAAGCCCCAUUUCUGGGCUUCAUUCCCAGGCCGAGUUGAGCCGCAGCACCCCCUCCCUCGUGGAUCCUCUGGACCGAUCAAAGUUCUGGUUGGAGCUGGACUCGGUUUAUCCAGAAGACGUUUCUCAGUCCUACGAGAGUCUGCAGAUCAUGAACGGGCGAAACGUCCAGAGAAACCGCUUGAGCUCCAGACAGGGGGGGGCGCUCUCAGAGACCGAUGCCCGAUCACAGGAGCUCAUCUUGGGCCAAAACAAGCACCGAAGCCCCCCUGCCUCCUGGAGCCCCACGGUCUCAGGCUGAGAUAUCCAGACAAGAUGAGAGGAGGCAGGGGGUGGAGGAUACACUCAGUGAGGGGGACUCUGACUCCUCGUUGCCUUCCCCCAUGAGGGAGCAGUUCCUCUCCUCAGACAUGGAAGCGUCCGGAGAGGAAUCAGAACCCCGACCGAGGCCCGGAAACACGGCCGUUUGGAUCGUGAAACGCCCCGGGAAGAAGCAGCAGGGGAGCCAGGUGUCGUCAGGAGUCGACCCACAGAGAGAGCACUGGUACGGGUCAGAAGAGUUCCUCGCUCUCCCCGCUCAGCUCCGGAAAACUGAGAUGCUC
Trematomus bernacchii (emerald rockcod) is the source of this 1725-nucleotide messenger RNA. RefSeq names its product A-kinase anchor protein 6-like. Lineage: Eukaryota; Metazoa; Chordata; Actinopteri; Perciformes; Nototheniidae. Gene Ontology annotation, molecular function: protein kinase A binding; transmembrane transporter binding. Gene Ontology annotation, cellular component: sarcoplasmic reticulum; perinuclear region of cytoplasm. The transcript is spliced from 7 exons. Bases 12 to 1424 code for a protein of 470 amino acids. The record is from RefSeq and is a predicted model, not a curated record.